Molecule: messenger RNA, 955 nt
Organism: Cutaneotrichosporon oleaginosum
Lineage: Eukaryota; Fungi; Basidiomycota; Tremellomycetes; Trichosporonales; Trichosporonaceae
Molecular function (GO): fatty acyl-CoA hydrolase activity
Source: RefSeq, a predicted model, not a curated record
CGCUCUGAAAUUGAGUCAGAAGGGAGACCGAGUGUCUCCUGCGGUUCGCAGUGGUGGUAACCUCCGACUACAGCUCUUGCCGGCGGCCCAUGCAUCUGUCCACAGAGCGGAAAAGCGCAUGAGGAGCCGAAACCAUGCACUUCUCCUUCCGCUCGCGGUCUCAAACCCGAGGUGGACGCACCACGUGGUGUCGGCAUGCGGCAUUGCUGAUGCCGAAGCUUGUUCACCUCCAUCGUCUCUAAUUAGUCUCAUACUUCACAUCUGCCAAUCUCGCACCGAGAUGCUUUUACGCCAGGCGUCUGUUGUUGCGAGGGCUCGCGCCCCAACCCUCGUUCCUCGGCGACCAAUUGCCCUCCUGCAUCUCCACCCAUGCACCCGAUCCCUCUCGUCCACUCCCUCCCUCCGCUCACGAAGCAGCGUGAACCUCGCCAACCUAGUGCCGGCGACCGCCGCGGACGUUCAGACCUUUCGCGACCGCACCUCAGGAGGUUUUACGGAGAAGCACGGCGUUGCAAACGAUGUUACGCCGGCAGGAUUUGACCCGAUCCCUCCAGAGAAUGCACGGGGUGGGCGCGACGUCGCUGGCUGGCGCGCGCUGUAUACGGGUACCGUGGGACCGCACUGGUGCAACCUGCACAAGACGAUGCACGGGGGCUGUGCUGCGUGGCUCGUCGACAACCUCACGGGGCGCGCCGUGGAAACGCUCGGCACGGACACGUGGUGGGGGCCUGGCGUAAGCAUCAACCUCGACAUGACGUACCAGGCGCCAGCACAUGAGGGGAUGGUCCUCGACAUCCUGGUAACGGUCGACCGCAUGACGGGGAGCAUUGCAUACACGCGCUGCGAGGUGUUUGAGCAGGCGACAGGCGAGCGGAUCUGCAGCGGCAACCACGUGAUUAUGUGGCGCAAGCCCAAGAAGAAGUAGCGGUAUGCAUGGCGAGAUAGCGUGCCAGAG